Messenger RNA from Musca domestica (house fly), 1615 nucleotides. RefSeq lists its product as uncharacterized. The record is from RefSeq and is a predicted model, not a curated record. The coding region runs from base 26 to 1342 and encodes 438 amino acids. Gene Ontology annotation, cellular component: extracellular region. Lineage: Eukaryota; Metazoa; Arthropoda; Insecta; Diptera; Muscidae. The transcript has 3 exons. Gene Ontology annotation, molecular function: chitin binding.
UUUCAUAAAACACCAACCAACUUAGAUGGAUUUUAAUAUUUCCAUAUUUAUUUUAAAAGGUCUCCUCCUUCUGCUGCUGAAUCCUUUUUGCUCGGCUCAAAGUGGUUACCAAUAUGGACGAAAUGAUUUAAAUGCUGGUGUACCUGCCACUGUGGCCUCACCGCUUCGACCUUUGACUGGGGGCUUUGGUGCAGCAUCCACUGCAGCGGCGGCCUUUCCCACCGCUGCUACGGCAUUUGGACCGGGUACGACCAUACCAUCCGGGCCCUUUGGUGGUUUCGGCACAACAGGGCAAAAUCAACGCGGUAUUGGUGGCCUAACGCCCACAGCUCAGACAGCAUUUGGAGCGGCGGCAACAAAUAUUCCAAAACGUCCCAACAUUGCACAGCGUCCCUCGCCGAGUGGUGGCACCAGUCCCGGUGGUAUUUAUGGACAAACACAGUUUGGUGGUAGCGCCACUGGAAGAGGCGCUGCAGCCUCUCCCACCGGUGCUUCUGGCCUCGGAGAUGAUUAUGAUGGCGAUUAUUCCGCCAUACCCGGUGUUCCCGGUGUUGACUAUCCCAUCUAUAGUCAAGUUCCGCAAACGAAUUUCGAUUGUGCCCAACAGGCAUUGCCAGGCUAUUACUCCGACAUAGAGGCCCAAUGUCAGGUCUUUCACAUUUGUGCCCUGAAUCGUACCUAUUCUUUCCUCUGUCCUAAUGGUACCAUUUUCAGUCAAGAGGUAUUGGUGUGUGUCUGGUGGAACCAGUAUGACUGUGCCUCGGCACCCAGCCUAUAUGCCAAUAAUGCGUUUAUCUAUGAUUACGGUAACGAGCGGAUACCCACAAAUGCUGGCUAUCAGCCGUCUGGUAAUCAACAGCAAUUGGCCAGGGGACAAACGGGUAUUCUGGCCGGCAAUGCAGGACGUCCAACGGCAGCGGGUUCGAGUAAUAUCUUCAAUCCACAACGUUUACAGCCGGGUGUGACAGGUGGAGGUGGUGGUGGCGUGUCGGUCCAACCCUCAGCCAUAGGUGCGGUACAAAAUACUUUUGGUGGUGGUUCUACAAAUGCGGGACGUUUUGGUGCGGCUGGACAAACUGCUGGGGGACAAACAUUUCCCGCCACACCCACACCCUUUGGCUCAGUCUUACGUUCCGGCAGUACCACAGGAGGUGGUGGUGGCGGAGGCGGAGGAAGAAACAGCGGCGGUGUUGCCAAUCCCAGUGCCGUUGGCGGAGGACCAACAGCUGGCGGUGGCAACUUUAAUGCCAAUGUUGGAGAAACUGCCUUUGGAAAUGCUGCAAUUGCUACUCCAACAACUAAAAAUAGAGAAUAUUUGCCACCACCUGCUCGGCGCCAGUAAAGUAGUAGCAGUAGAUGUUCAGGCAGACAACUAGAUAAUGUAGAUAUUCUCCCUUUCCCAUUCUGCGAUGUGAUCUUAGGCACCUGUACCCGGUUUAAAUGUCUAUCCGACUUCCUGUAAAAAUGAAUUUAUUAGGUUAGUGAAAUAUGUUCGUGUGUAAAUUGUAGUUAGUUUUAAAUGAAAUAUCAUAUCAUUACCUUGAAGCAAUUUUCUCUCUCCAGUAGGCAUGCCUGUCUCUCUCCCUCUCUUUGUCUUUGUUUUUCAUUCUCUGUG